GAGUUGAAGCGAGAGGCUCAACUCCGCCCACAAUCUGCGAUAAACAGACCAAGUGGGAUUGUUUGUAAGGAGGUCUAUGAGAGAGUGUCAAUUUUGGUCAACACAUUAUGUUUGGGCUAAUUUGAUAGUGAACGCAGUAGCGGAGAUAAGAUGAUGCAGCCCCCUGAUGAUUUCCAAGGAAAGCACAAUGAGACAAUCAUUAGUUGUAUGUUGGUUGGGGAUGGUGCUGUGGGGAAAACCAGCAUGAUUAUAAGUUACAUCUCAAAUGGAUACCCAAACGAAUACCGUCAGACGGCCUUUGACGUCUUCACCGGAUUGGUUACAGUAGAUGGGAUUCCAGUACAAAUCCAGUUGAUGGACACUGCAGGACAGGAGGAAUUUGAUAAUUUUCGCUCCAUGUUUUACAAUCAAAUAGAUGUCUUCAUCAUUUGCUUUAGUGUUGUCAACCCAGUGUCUUUCCACAACAUCACUUCAAAAUGGAUCCCACAGAUCCGCACCUUCAAUUCUGCUUCACCCAUAAUUUUAGUGGGGACCCAGUCUGACCUCCGGCAUGAUGUUGGCAUCCUUAUCCAUCUGGACCAGCUGAGGGUCAAGCCAGUGGUGAACUCCCAGGCCAGGCGUCUGGCAGAGAAGAUCAGAGCCCACGACUAUGUGGAGUGUUCCGCACUGACCCAGAAGAACCUAAAAGAAGCAUUUGACUCUGCUAUCUUUGCUGCCGUCAAGCACAAGGCCUGUGAGAAAGCAAAGAAGCUCAAACUAUUUGGUCGUGCAAAGACUUUUUCUAGUGGGGGGUGGAAGAAGUUCUUCUGCUUCAUGUGAUCCAAUGGCAUCACUACCUCAAUACAGGACACAAAACCCUCUGGUGUUGAAUACUAGGGGGUGGCAGUAGCCACUGGCUGGAUUACUAAGAGUUAGUUAUUCUGGACAAAAGUUGUCUUAUGUUGUGCUUAUUGAAGCUCAAAAGCCAAAAGUUCCCCCAGCAACCUGUGAUAGCCUUCCACCAUUGUAUGCACUGUGGAAAGUCUUUCUUAUUCACACGGUUCAGACAGCAUUGUAUUGCAGUUGGUGUCACGGACUAUUUGCGACCUGACUAUCACUUUUCUAGCGCAUAUACUGCAUAGUCAAGUAUUUUGUUUGUAGGCUUUAAAAUGUGAAUAUCUUCUAGCCAUAUAUGCUUCUUGUGGAAGCCACGUUUCAAACAAUGUUUGCUUUGUCGUUUUAUGUCACGUUUACUUGUCUCGUUACAUAUUUCACUUUAAGUGUUCAUUUUUUUGUUUAUUUUAAGAAAUUUGGAGUUUGUAAAUGUGAAAAUAUAAAAUCAAGAAUGGGUCGGCAGGUAGCCUAGUGGUUAUCCAGUAACCUUUCGGUUACUGGAUCGAAUCCCCGAGCUGACAAGGUAAAAAAUCUGUUCCCCGGGAGGCCGCCAUUGUAAAUAAGAAUUUAUUCUUAACUGACUUGCCUAGUUAAAUGAAGGUUCAAUUAAAAAAUAUAAAGAUAAUGUAGAUCAGACCUCAUUAGAGUAGUUGUAGAAAAUUAUAUUCACUAAUGCCUUAGACCUUAUUUUAAUUUACUGUUAACAUGUGAGCUCCAUUUUAUGGUAAGGUAUAUUGAUCACUGAGGGAGGCCAACAGUCUGAGGUAAAUCCUCAGAAAACAGAGGAAAAGACAGAGUUGAGAAUAUUCUCACCACAGGGUUUUGUUACCCAGCUCACCAACAAGGGACUAAGGUCACCUGCGGUCACAUUGAGGAUCCAAUUUACAAGACAAAGCCUCUCCAUUAAAGCUGUUCCCUUUGCCUUUGUAAUACAGCAAAUUGGUUUAAGCCUUGGAAAGAGGAAAGUCAUAAUAUAUACAGUGCCUUGCGAAAGUAUUCGGCCCCCUUGAACUUUGCGACCUUUUGCCACAU
Messenger RNA from Oncorhynchus tshawytscha (Chinook salmon), 1905 nucleotides. Its product is annotated as rho-related GTP-binding protein RhoV. The record is from RefSeq and is a predicted model, not a curated record. NCBI's taxonomy places the organism in Eukaryota, Metazoa, Chordata, Actinopteri, Salmoniformes, Salmonidae. The transcript has 4 exons. The coding region runs from base 151 to 819 and encodes 222 amino acids. Gene Ontology annotation, biological process: small GTPase-mediated signal transduction. Gene Ontology annotation, molecular function: GTPase activity; GTP binding.